Messenger RNA from Neodiprion fabricii, 1536 nucleotides. RefSeq names its product tektin-3-like. The record is from RefSeq and is a predicted model, not a curated record. Bases 1 to 1536 code for a protein of 511 amino acids. Gene Ontology annotation, biological process: cilium assembly; cilium movement involved in cell motility. The transcript is spliced from 10 exons. Lineage: Eukaryota; Metazoa; Arthropoda; Insecta; Hymenoptera; Diprionidae. Gene Ontology annotation, cellular component: nucleus; microtubule cytoskeleton.
AUGGUCUCGAAUAAGGUAUGGACAGAACAGGAAACGGUGAUGUACACGCAACUCCAACCAUGGAGUUCAGUCAGAGCACUGCCCUGUAUGGAGCAAAUAUCUGGGCCUCCGAUUCCUGUUCGAACCGGAGAAUAUUACAGAACCCCAAGGCCACAUCCGUGGCGACCAACUUUAGGCUACGAAAAUAUCGAAGUGAUGCCUUUACCUAGUCAACCACUGACGAGUCAAAUGGUCGACCCGUGUUACACCCCGAAUGGAAUGGCAACCGAACCUCUUCGCUUUCCAAACUUGGUCACAGGGUUUGAAAGGAACCCUGCGCAUGCUGCACGUGCGGCGCUUUACACUAGAUACACACCUUACGAAUGGGUUCAAAAUCAAAUCAGGUUUUACAACGAGGCUGAUUCCAAUAAGAAUUUUUCCGAAAAACUUCGAGCCGACACUGUCCAGCUCAUGAGGCUGGCUGAUGAGAAGGUCCAAGGUGGACAAAGAGACACGGGUCGGAAGAUUGGGGAAAGGAUAACUGACGUAACAUUCUGGAGGAACGAACUUGCUUUGGAGAUUCAGCGAUUGAUUAUGGAAAACGAUAGGAUGCAAGAGUGUCGCAGGGUAUUGCAGAAGGCUAUUCAAGACUUGGACGGUCAGCUACACAUCGCCCAAGAGUGCCUCUAUCACAGAGAGUCGAGAAAAGGGACAGAGUUGGUUCACGAUGAAACUGAACAAGCGUUAUUGAAGGAGAUCGAGACGGUGAGAAAUGGUCAAAAAACGCUCGAACAAUUCACGGACAAAUGCAUUGACCAGUUAAGAAACGGCCGAGCGUCGCAGAAUCAGCUAGAAGUGGACAUAAAGAACAAGGAAGGGGCUCUUGGAAUAGACACCAUGUGUCAUCAGCUGAAUAACUUCAGCCGAGGCCUGCAGUAUUACGGUGGGAUUGAAAAAUAUGACCCAUGUAUCACCGAGGCUGAGUCUUGGGCCGAGGCUUCGAACAGUACGGUGAAAAGAUCACAGGCUGAACGGUCCAGGUCCUGUAAACUCCGAAGUGAAAUUGAAAUCACCAUAAACGCGGUGGCGCAGGAAAUGUGGGAUGCGUGGAGCAACACGAAUAACGCGUUGGCGCGUAGAUCGGCCGAAAUGCUGGAGGCAAAGAGCAAGCUGCAAAUACAUUUGCACAAGAUUCAGAGGGAAAUAUUUGAAAUAGAAAAAAACCUCGAGCUCAUGGGUAAAGCGAUAGCCGACAAAAGUUCGGCUCUAAAGGUGGCCCACACUCGCCUCGAGGCAAGAACACAUCGGCCCGAGCUUGAACUUUGCCGUGAUUACGCCCAGCUCUGUAUGAUCAGCGAGGUGGAGGCGAUUAAUGGAAUGAUUGGCGGUAUGCACAUGAAGAUGCAGCAAAGCGAAGCCCAGCACCAACAACUCCUGAGGACGAGAGCCAAUUUGGAGUCCGACCUGAAGGCUAAAGUGGACGCCUUGUUCGUGGACAGAGAAAAAUGCAUGGGAAUGCGACGGAGCUAUCCGAUAUCUGCGACGGUCAAGUACUAG